This is a messenger RNA of Cynara cardunculus var. scolymus (artichoke), 2575 nucleotides long. RefSeq lists its product as uncharacterized. The record is from RefSeq and is a predicted model, not a curated record. The coding region runs from base 313 to 2472 and encodes 719 amino acids. NCBI's taxonomy places the organism in Eukaryota, Viridiplantae, Streptophyta, Magnoliopsida, Asterales, Asteraceae. Gene Ontology annotation, biological process: negative regulation of DNA-templated transcription. The transcript is spliced from 4 exons.
UUCAUUUCAGAUCUGUUUUUGAUUUGGGGUUCUUUCAUCUAACUUUCUUGGGGUUAAUCCACCGUUAAAAAGAAAAGAACCCAUCAAUCUGCUACACCCUUGUUUUGUUUGAACAAAUCUCUGAUUGAUUAUCUAUUGUUCAUAAGCAGGAAAUUGAUCCAAAACUUGUUAAAGAAUAAGAGAAAGCUAAUUAAAGCUUUGAAAGGAGGCUCCAAUUUCCACCCUUUAUCUCCAGAUUUUCUGAUUCUCUUAUUAUUAUUAUUAUUAUGAAACUGUAGUUUGUAGCAUCCUCUCUAUGUUUGAGAAAUAGAAAUGGAUUUGACUGAAGGGUACAUGUCAAAUGAGCAUAAGGAACAACUUCAUGCUGCUUCAGAAAGUGCGGAUCCGUCAUCUGUUUCUCCAUUGAGAAUCUCUACAUCUCCCAAAUCACCAAAGCUUCGUUAUGGUAAAGAAAGCCCGAUCAAAGGGAGCCCUACAAAGGGCAUUAGUCCAAAGAAAAAUGACCGGCAUUCGCAUUCUGGAACUGAUGGCCGUCCUAAGAAAGGUGGUUGUGGGGGAAAAGGAACAUGGGGAGGAUUACUUGAUAUGGAUGAUAAUCACUUUAUUGACAGUAAUGAUCCAAACUAUAGUAGUAGUGAGGAGAACGAUAAAUCCGUUAGAAAAGUUUGUCCACGAUUUGAGGAGUACAAGAAGAAGGCUGCAAUUAUAGUCGAAGAAUACUUCGCCACUGAUGAUGUUGUCUCGACUGCAAAUGAGUUAAAAGACCUUGAAAUGGCAAGUUACAGUUACUAUUUUGUGAAGAAACUCAUCUCCAUGGCUAUGGAUAGGCAUGAUAAAGAGAAAGAAAUGGCAGCCGUUCUUUUAUCGUCGCUCUAUGCUGAUGUUAUCGAUCCCCGACAAGUUUACAAAGGUUUCCGGAAGCUUGUGGAAUCCGCGGAUGAUUUGAUUGUAGAUAUUCCGGAUACUGUUGAUGUUCUAGCGUUGUUCAUAGCUCGAGCAGUGGUGGAUGACAUUCUACCGCCUGCAUUCUUGAAGAAGGAAAUGGAUGCUUUGCCGAGUGGCUCGAAGGGCAUUGAUGUCAUUAAACGAGCGGAAAAAGGUUAUCUGUCGGCCCCACUUCAUGCGGAGAUCAUAGAGCGGCGGUGGGGUGGUAGCCGGAAUAAAACCGUUGAGGAUGUGAAAGGGAAGAUCGAUAAUCUGUUGGUGGAGUAUGCGGUGAGCGGUGAUAAGAAGGAAGCGCUCAGAUGCAUCAAUGAUUUGAAAGUUCCGUUCUUCCAUCACGAGAUCGUUAAGCGGGCGAUCAUUAUGGCGAUGGAACGAAAGAAAGCCGAGGGUAAACUUCUUGAUUUGUUAAAGACGGCUUCGGAAGAAUGUUUGAUAAAUUCGAGCCAGAUUUCAAAAGGGUUUACUCGAAUUAUUGAUACGAUCGAUGAUUUAUCGCUCGAUAUACCAAAUGCUAAGGAAUUACUACAAUCGUUGAUCUCGAAAGCUGCAUCGGAAGGGUGGUUGUGCGCUUCGUCGUUAAAAGCCGUGUCAUUUCAGCCCGAAAAGAAAUUGGUCGAAGAUAGCAUCGUGAGAGCGUUUAAAGCAAAAGCGCAAUCUAUAAUUCAAGAAUACUUUUUGACAGGCGACGUUUUGGAGGUAAAUAGUUGUUUGGAAUCGGAAAAUCUUUCUUCGAUCCCGGAACUGAAAGCGAUUUUCGUCAAGCGGCUGAUUAUGCUGGCAAUGGACCGGAAAAAACGAGAAAAGGAAAUGGCAUCGGUUUUGUUGUCGUCGUUAUAUUUUCCGGCGGAUGAUGUAGUGAAUGGAUUCACGAUGUUGAUAGAAUCCGCAGACGAUAUUGCUUUGGAUAUUCCGGUGGUCGUGGAAGAUCUCGCAAUGUUUUUGGCUCGAGCGGUGGUGGAUGACGUAUUGGCUCCGCUACACUUGGAGGAAAUCGGUGGCGACUCUUUACGGCCGGAUUCGGUCGGAAACCAAGUUCUGAAAAUGGCACGUUCGCUUCUGAACGCUCGGCUUUCCGGCGAGCGGAUCUUGCGGUGCUGGGGUGGCGGCGGAAGUUACACAAACGGAUGGGCGAUUGAAGAUGUAAAAGAUCAGAUCGGCAAACUUCUGGAGGAGUUCGAGUCCGGCGGCGACACACGGGAAGCGUGCCGAUGCAUAACGGAGCUCGGGAUGCCGUUUUUCCACCACGAGGUCGUUAAGAAGUCGUUGGUGACGAUUAUCGAGAAGAAGAACGAUCGGCUUUGGAAGCUGCUCGAUGAGUGUUUUAACAUGGGGCUUAUAACUCCGACUCAGAUGACGAAAGGGUUCGGGAGGGUGGCGGAAUCGCUCGAUGAUUUGAGUUUGGAUGUGCCCGACGCUAAACAGCAAUUCGGCGCGCUGGUCGAACGGGCUAGGGCGCAUGGAUGGUUGGAUUCGUGGUUUAGUUUCAGCAAAGGACCGCAUCCGAUGGAAAAUGGGUUUCAUUCUUGAAUCAACCGUGGGUCAAUGGAAUUUUCAUGUAGUUUUACCAUUGCUUUUAGUUGAGAACACAAAUAUUUGGAAAAAUCGGCAAUAAAAUUUUCGAACUUUACGA